Messenger RNA from Acipenser ruthenus (sterlet), 6625 nucleotides. Its product is annotated as synaptotagmin-17. The record is from RefSeq and is a predicted model, not a curated record. Gene Ontology annotation, biological process: regulation of calcium ion-dependent exocytosis; regulation of dopamine secretion; calcium-ion regulated exocytosis. Lineage: Eukaryota; Metazoa; Chordata; Actinopteri; Acipenseriformes; Acipenseridae. Gene Ontology annotation, cellular component: membrane. The transcript has 8 exons. Gene Ontology annotation, molecular function: calcium ion binding; calcium-dependent phospholipid binding; syntaxin binding. The coding region runs from base 152 to 1579 and encodes 475 amino acids.
UCUAGGAAUGGUUUGCCUGAGGAUGGAGAAGUAUGCCGGGCCUGGUCAGUGCUAAAUCACUCAACCAAGUCACGUCUGAUGAUUUUAAGGGGAAAGUGGAACAUGCUCUCCUGGAUCUGCUCUGAAGAACUAGGGAGAGUCUGAAGUCAGGAUGGCGUAUAUACAGUUGGAACCCAUCAACGAGGGACUCCUGUCCAAGCUGUCCAACUUCCUGCUGUGCCGCUGGACAUGCCAGGACUGCUGUCAGUCAUGCUGGGAGUGCAGCUGCUGCCAGCCCAGCGACGAGGAGGUGGAGAUCCUGGGACCCUUCCCUGCACAGACACCCCCCUGGCUAGUCAAUGACAAAAAUGAGGAAAAGGAUGGGGACUCGGACAACACAGCAAGUGACCCACCAGUGACGCCCCAGGAUGCCUCCCCGGACCGGCGGAGAUCCAGCUCUGACACCUCCCGCUCCACCUACAGCCUCACACGCAGAGUCUCCAGUCUGGAGUCUCGGAGGCCGAGUUCUCCCCUGGUCGACAUCAAGCCCAUCGAGUUCUGGGCCAUGGGCUCCAAGAAGGAGGCAGUCCAGCCCGCGGUGCUGCGCAAGCCCUACGUGCCAGCGGACGAUUACUUCCACAAGUUCGAGCCGCAGCUGUAUUCGGUGGACUCGAGCAGCGAUGACGUGGACUCCCUAACCGACAAGGAGAUCCUGUCACGCUACCAGCUGGGCAUGCUGCACUUCAGCACGCAGUACGACCUCCUGCAAAACCACCUGACGGUGCGUGUCAUUGAGGCCCGCGACCUGCCCCCACCCCUGGCCUGCGAUAGCUCACGCCAGGACAUGGCCCACUCCAACCCCUACGUCAAGAUGUGCCUGCUGCCCGACCAGAAGAACUCCCGGCAGACCGGCGUUAAGCGCAAGACGCAGAACCCCGUCUUCGAGGAGCGCUACACCUUCGACAUCCCCUUCCUGGAGGCCCAGCGGCGCACCCUGCUGCUUUCCGUCGUCGACUUCGACAAGUUCUCCCGCCACUGCGUCAUCGGCAAGGUGGCCAUGUCCCUGUGCGACAUUGACCUGGUCAGAGGAGGGCACUGGUGGAAGGCACUGGUUCCCAGUUCACAGAAUGAAGUGGAGCUGGGGGAGUUGCUGCUGUCUCUCAACUACCUGCCCAGCGCUGGGAGGCUCAACGUGGACAUCAUCCGAGCCAAGCAGCUGCUGCAGACCGACAUGAGUCAGGGAUCAGACCCAUUUGUGAAGAUCCAACUGGUGACGGGGCUCAAGCUGGUGAAGACUAAGAAGACCUCGUGUAUGCGGGGCACCAUCGACCCCUUCUACAAUGAGUCCUUCAGCUUCCGGGUCACACAGGACGACUUGCAGGAUGCCAGCCUGGUCUUCACAGUGUACGGCCACAACAUGAAGAGCAGCAACGACUUUGUGGGGCGCAUUGUGAUUGGCCAGUACUCAACCGGCCCCCCCGAGUCCAGCCACUGGCGGCGUCUGCUGACAUCACACCGCACCCCCGUGGAGCAGUGGCACAGCCUGCGGUCCCGGGCCGAGUGUGAUCGUGUGUCCCCGGCUUCGCUUGAGGUCACGUGAUCAGUGGGGGGCUCUGCAUCACCUUACUCACCGGAGACUGAACAACAUUUUUUUUAACUGUUUUGAAACUACCAACAGUAGGUGCAUGUAGAAGCCCUUACUUAGUUGUUAUGCUGGCGAUAGAGAUGUGCUCACUUAUCUGAACUACCUUUAGAUAGACAAAAUUAUCUAGUGUGCUAAAUCUGUAUUCUCCCUGGGUAUUUUUAAUUUAUUUCGGUUAGUUGUAAUUCAUUAACUGUCCAGCAGGUGGGGUUGGUGUAUAUACUGUGCAGGGUGAAGUCAGUUGGCUGUUUUGCAAUGCUGUUGUGGAAUCACAUAAUCAGAACUUAACCAACUAUCAUGAGAUCCCUGUGGAAAUAGAGCUUUCUUUUGUUUUAAUGUUUUCUCCUUAAGACAAAUGUUCAGCACUAAAAGCCCUAAUUGAUGUAAUCUACAUCACACUCCAUGACAUGUAGACUCAUGUUGUCCAUUGAUGGCCCCACUUGCUCAUAAGAUUUUGCUCUGUGGUGUUUUUGUUUCCACAACAGUUGACUUCCUUUAUCCAGCAUGAUUGGGAGGUAGGCUAUGCAGAGUCAAAGAGCCAGGAGAUCCUGGUUUCAUAUCCAGCUUCAUACAGAUGAGUAUGACAUGAUCUGCACUUAAAAAAUAGCAUACUGUUAAUAUUAGGUCAGCAUAUGUCUAUCUGGAGCCAAAGGUUAGUGAAUUCAAUCCAGAGACAAUGAACGUGAGGAGUGGAAGUGUGUGUGACAGAGGGCGAGAGUGAGAGAGAGCAAUAGUGUAACUGCAGCUACAACCCCACCCCCAUCUCUCCCCCAACCCUCUCAAGAAAGCAAACUGAAAACCUGCAUACCUCACUGGACAGCCUCAUGUGGGCCCUGUGUCCGUGCUUCUGUCUUCUCUCCAUGUAAACUCAAUGGGGAUAAAAAACAAAACAUCAAUCAGAACCGUGGACAGAAAUCAGCAUUGGUGUGCGCCUAAAACGUUGGUAGUGAUGUAUAGAGUUUGUAUGUAGUGUGGAUGUGUGUUUGUAUAUUGUGUUUUGUUCGCACCGAGAUUUCAUCACAACCCUUCCCCCCACUCCCCGCUACAUAAACACGCACAUAAACACUUGUUAGCAUAUACACCGAACUGCACACACACUGCUUAACCUCAUUUAUGUCCUGUAAAUAAUGAAUAAAGUUCUUGUAUUUUAUCUUUUGUGACCCCCUUAAAGAUUGUGUAAUGAGUAUGUGUGUGUGUGUGUGUCAGUCUGUGUUGGGGUCCCCCAUGGAGGACUGUGGAAAGUGUAGUUUCAUUUAGAAAAAAAAUACAGCUUCCACAGUUUCUUUCUGCAGCGGAACAAAUUUAUUGCCUUCAAAGAUGGUGGAGGAAAGAGACUCCCUUUAAAAAAAUCUACCCAUGGUGUAAUUUUCAUGCUAUGGCAGUAAAUCAUAAGUAUUUUUCUUCCAGCAGAAUAUGUUAAAGAGAUUAACGUUUUAGGCCCUCUAAAAUUCAUCUUUGUUCAGAUAAUGAGCCAGAAUACAAUUGGAACAGUUCCAGUAGGCGGCGCUCUAAUAUUGAUCUCAGUGCUACUUUCCUAAUUGGAAAUAAUACAUGAAGACAUAUUAGCCCGCUAAGAAAUGACAGAUUCAAAUGAGGCAGUACGCCCUUACACAGUGUAAAACCUUCAGAGCUGCUGAACUGGAAACUGUGAUCUCAUCAGCAAGCAAAGGCUUAUUCAUAUCCUCUCUCAACGAGACUUCUGCUAGGACAAGGAGAUUACUUUAUUCAGAGUGCACAUUCUGUGCAAUAUUGAGAAUGGCUACUGUAGUGGCAUCCAUUUGAGAUAGACGACCAAUUUAUCUCUGGCAACCAGUUAUCAGCAACCUACUGUAAAAAACUCGCUGUGUUGUGGCUUACUAGGCCUUUACGUGCCGAGACAAGGUAUGCACUUCAGGCAUUCUCAUAGCAAUACAGGCCGGAGAAGGCAUGCUGGGCUUCUUCCUCUCAAAGGGUUAGGGAUGUAGCCUCUCAAGUGUUGCUUCAGUGUUAGUGUGUCCUUCUCCUUCUCCUGUGCGUAUAUUCUCAUCUUUGGGUCUGGCUGUCCUCAGCUCCCUACUAAAUGCUGCAACGGGAUUCUGGAAUCUAUUCACAGUGUGUACUUUCACUGCAGUUGCACAGUAGGACUGGAAGAGGUUCCAAAAUCCUACUAGGGUUUAACGGAAGCCAGGGAGCCAGUGUGCCGAGUCCCUCUACUGGUGCACGGAGAUUUCUCACUGUUUGUUUUAAUGUACAGCACACUGUGUUUGAAUCCAAUAUAGCAUGACCUUGGUCCUGAGUAGUGCCAUGUCUUUAGCCACAAUUAGAUUGUAUGUAUGUACUGUAUCUUCAUAAUCCAAUAAGGCAUGUUAUAUCACUUCACGAUCACAGUAACAAAGUAGAGAAUGUUUUAUUACAAUGAUCCACAGGGGUGCUGAACACUGGCUUCAUCGUUUUCUCUGAACCCCUCUUCGAAAUCCAGUAAUAUACAGGGUUUAUCAGCAUUUGUGCAUCAUAGGGAAGGCUCUGUAUACGAUAGACUACUGUACUGUAUGUUCAAACUGGGACCAUGUAGCCAUAAAAUGUGUACUGCAGGAGGAAAUUGGCCAUUUUGUCAAAAAAAUUAAACUGUCAUCAGGUACUCUAACCCCCAGUGUCUGCUGGUUUUCAUUCCCACUGAGUUCUCAAUUACUGAACUAAUAAUGUGCUCAAUUAGACCUUUUUAAUUGUUCUCAGCGCCUAACAAGUUGCUGAUUUCAAGUUACUUGUUGUAUCGGCAACUUGAAAUCGCCAACUGUUUAAAAGCUGAAAACAGUUAAAAGGGUCUUAUUAAGCUAAUGAAUAGUUCAAUUAAGGGUUCAAUUAAGUAAUUGACCAGGGUUGGGAACCCCUGCUCUAACCCACCACCUAGCACCCUAUGAUGCACUACUUGAUUUUACCCUGUGAUACUAUUAUCAAUAUUGUUAUUGUGUGCCAUAACUUUCUGUCAUACUGUUUUAAGAAGCUGUUAUUCCAGUUUUGCCAAACUAUGGCCUUUUGAAUUGUUACCUGGUGUCCAUCGCUACUGAAUCGAGAAAACGUGCUGUCAGAACCUUUGUUUUGUGUUUCCAUGGUGAUAGGAUACAGAACAAUAAGCUAAAAGGAUUCUUUACCCAUGGCAACUUCACAGCAGUUAAUUAUUUGCAAUGGGCUGCAGGCCACUGGUGGUGGCGUAUCUCAAAGCAACCUGAGAGCACCUUGGUUGUUUAUUGGGAAGCCAAGAAGUGCUGAUUUCUGUGAAGCUUGGCUGUUUUUGAUACUGCUGACCCCUGGGGGUGAAACUAGGUACUGGGAUAAGAACCUCAUUGAAACUAUUGCAAGCAACUGGCUGUUGUGAAAUCAACCAGUAUAUGGGGUCAAAAGCCCAUGAAGUACGAGACCACUUUUGGUCAACUGGUUAAUGUUAUUUGAGCUACUUUGUGCAAAUUGCUUAAGAAAGUCACCUGCAACCAGUUGAACAGUAAGUUGCCUCGUGAUUAAUGGGCUUUAAAGCCACAGUCAUGUGUGUGCCGGGACCUGGGUCUCUCAGUGUUGAAGCAGAACAUCUCCCUGCUGCCAUCCAGCUCGUUCUUGUUAUUCAGGCAAGCAGGCUAGUUUACUGUCUUCUGUGUCUCUAGGUCAUAAGCUUCUGUACGUUCUCACAGCAUACUGUGUGGUUUAUUAUAAAGUGUAUAUUUAUUGACAAUAAAGAUGAUAUAUUGGUGCCAUGUAUACAGCUCUGCUGCUGGACAAGCACAGCAGUCUUGUAUUUUUCUUUGAAGUCUUGCCUUCUUUCAGCUGUGAACCCAAUAGGAGGAAUCGCCUCUUUUAGACAUGAAGCUCACGCUUUGUUUAACAAAACAAUUUCUAAGAAAGUGUCUUCACAAGUAAACAAUAGUAAUUUGUUAUGCUAAAACAGAAUUCUUUGGUGAGCAGUUCACACCAUAGUUUUGUCUUUGGUUAACUUGGUUAUCAGACUUUUGCAAAGCAUGUCAGUCAUUAGGGGAAGCAUACUGUGAUAGAAUACAAAACUCUAAAACUCAGAAUGUCAAUGACAAAGCAUUCUAAAAAUACUCCAGAAAGGCCCCUUUACCUAAAACACGUUUGCUUAGUGUUCUAGUUUCCAGGUAUGGUCACGCCAGCAGAGUGAUAACACAGCUCAAGUGUUAAAGGGUUAAAUGCAGAGGCACUAGAAGCUCUCCUGGAGAUCAGACACCAGGAGACUGAUCUCCAGACUCCAGUCCUCAUUAAAACAAAUCUUUCUAACUCCAAAACCCAGAAGCUGUCCCUUAAAAUUAAUGGACAGGUCGAGGACUGAACCCCUGUCCCUUUGAAGCUGGAACUGAAUGAGAUUGCGUGAGCCCCCUAGACAUUCCUCUUCAUCUCAGCCCACACCCUUCUUCUCUGGCAGGGUCACUCGGGCCCCCAGCACCUCCGGAUGAGUGAGCAGGGAGUAUUGAGAGCUCAAAUGAGCAAGUCUGUUUAUUUCACUGGGGACAAGCUAAAUAAAUGUCGUGAUUUAUACUCUAUUAGCUUGCAAUUACUUUUAAGCUGAGUCGCUACACUGAAGAAGACAUUAGCCAACAUGUUUGUCUUCUUGGUUUCGUUUCUCGUGGUUUUUAAUUAAAACAAACCUGUUAAUUGUGCUUCUGCUAAUUGUGAUUCUCAGGUCAUUUCACCUCAGCAACACCUUCGGGGUCAAAGCAUGUCACUAAGUUGCAAAGAAUGUCAGUCAUUAGGGGAGGCAGCUGGUUGGUUAAUGAUUGGAAAUAAGGCAUUGCAGUAGUGGAGAGAGAAUUUCAGGUGACCUAGUAAGUGCAAACAUAAGGCAUGCAAACUGAAAGUCACUUUUUAAAAUGAAAUUACAUGUUUGCAAAAAAAAUUUAAAUAAAAAAUAAACCUGCAAAUGUGAGCAACUGGAAGUGCACAAUAAUAUGGUUUAUGGAAUUAUUUCACAAUAUAAUCCCUUUUCAGUAAAAGUCCCUAGGAGGGCUUCAAUUGGUUCUGAAU